Messenger RNA from Sipha flava (yellow sugarcane aphid), 1098 nucleotides. Its product is annotated as putative cytochrome b561. The coding region runs from base 327 to 1076 and encodes 249 amino acids. The transcript is spliced from 6 exons. Gene Ontology annotation, molecular function: oxidoreductase activity. NCBI's taxonomy places the organism in Eukaryota, Metazoa, Arthropoda, Insecta, Hemiptera, Aphididae. The record is from RefSeq and is a predicted model, not a curated record.
AUUUUUCCGUAUUAAUCACUCUGUAUAAGUUUAUGAUGAUGGUCGGAGGGUGAGACAUGUCUUAUCAUAACUUGUCUUGCGCUGUUGAGUGUUCUUUGCCAAUAUAUCCAUGACAACGACAUCAAAUUGCCUGUUGCUUGAUUUUGUAGAUAGGCAUUUGAUCAAUAAUCAUACUUCCAUCAAUCCAUCAAUAGAAAUUUAAAUUCAUCGCUCUCAUAAUAAAUUAAGUGUUUGUAUCAAUUUUUAGGUUUUCACAUACUUAAGUAAAUUUUACUCCAGAGUUGGAGAACAACUGUAAAAUUGAAGAAGCGCCGAAAUUGAAUAAUAUGACUGAACAAAAUCAUGCACAACAUCAAAGUAGCAGCUCUAUCGCUUCAUAUUCUUUGUUAUAUACAAUAUCCCAGAUAAUUGGAAUAACACUUAUAAUAUUUGUGUUUUACUGGAUCUUUGAGUUUCGAGGUGGAUUUGGUUUUAGUGAACCUAAAAUUAUAUUCAACUGGCACCCACUGUUUAUGACCAUUGGUUUUAUUUAUUUAUUUGCAAAUUCGAUACUUCAUUAUCGUACAUUCCGUAAUCAAAGAAAAAGUGAUUUGAAAAAUCAACAUGCAAUUAUUCAUGGAUGUGUAUUAAUUUUUGUGUUACUUGCUGGAUGGGCUUCUUUUGCUUCACAUAUUUAUAGUAUUCCUUCUAUUCCAAAUUUAUAUAGCUUACACAGCUGGUUAGGUGUAUUAACUAUUUCAAUGUUCUUGUCCCAGUUUAUUAGUGGAUUUGUAUCAUUUUUGUAUCCUGGAGUAGCUGUUCAAUAUAAAGAAGCUAUUAUGCCUUAUCAUUUUUUCUUUGGAGUUCUCACUUUUGUUUUAGCCAUUGCUACAUCAGUACUUGGAUUUGGUGAAAAAUUAAUUUUUUCUUUGGAUAAAGAAUAUAAAAAUUUUCCAAAUGAAGGAUUGUUUGGUAAUUUCAUAGGUGUACUGUGUUGUGUAUAUUGUGGAUUAAUUGUGUAUAUGGUCACUAAACCAGAAUAUAAGAGACUGCCUAAACCUGAAGAUAGUGUGCUACUUACUGGAAAUUUAGAUUAAAUUUAAUUAAAAUUAACUAUUA